Ustilago hordei is the source of this 1437-nucleotide messenger RNA. RefSeq lists its product as uncharacterized. Gene Ontology annotation, cellular component: inositol phosphoceramide synthase complex. Lineage: Eukaryota; Fungi; Basidiomycota; Ustilaginomycetes; Ustilaginales; Ustilaginaceae. Bases 1 to 1437 code for a protein of 478 amino acids. The transcript has 2 exons. Gene Ontology annotation, biological process: sphingolipid biosynthetic process; inositol phosphoceramide metabolic process. The record is from RefSeq and is a predicted model, not a curated record. Gene Ontology annotation, molecular function: inositol phosphoceramide synthase activity.
AUGGCGGUGGCUUGCAGUGCGCCCAACUCAGCUCCGACCGCUGGAUUCCAACUCUCACGGAAAGGACGACUCUGCUUACCUUGCUGGCUCCAGUAUCUCCUCUCACGCAUCCUCGCCGCCGGAUCUCGUCUGAACUUGUCUACUUCAGUCCCAGAGACUCUCGGCCGGUUGAGAGCGUGGUCUCCAAGCAAAGGAGAGCGCUUCAAGUAUGCCUUUCUCCUCCUCAUCGCCCUCUUUUCGCUCUUUGUCAUGGAAUCACCUCCUUUGCCAUACAAGCUCAUCAUCCCAGCUCUCUACGCAACCACUCUCCUAUUCCCAGUGUCAUCGCAGUUCUUCCUGCCAGCAGCACCCAUCUUUGCCUGGCUGAUCUUGUUCUAUUCGUGCAAAUUCAUUCCCGCUGCCUGGCGACCACACAUCUGGGUAUCCGUCUUGCCCACCCUCGAGACCAUCUGGUACGGUGCCAACAUUAGCGAUAUCUUGACUCAGUUCGGUCAUCCCAUCCUUGACCUCCUCGCUUGGUUGCCUUAUGGCGUCAUUCAUUUCGCUGCACCUUUCUUCGUCGCUUCCUUCUUGUUCGUCUUUGCUCCGCCCGGCUCCGUCAAGGUUUUUGCUCAGGCGUUUGGAUUUAUGAUGCUCCUUGGGGUUAUGAUUCAGAUCCUCUUUCCCUGCGCUCCUCCUUGGUAUGAGCUGCGAGAGGGUCUUGUGCCAGCCAACUACGCGAUGCGUGGCUCACCUGCUGGUCUCGCUCGUAUCGACGCCUUGUUCCACUCCCACGGUUACACUUUGACCUUCACGGGAGCUCCUGUUGUAUUCGGAGCCUUCCCUUCUCUUCACGCCGGCAACGCAACGAUGAAAGCACUCUUUUGCAGCUACUUCUUCCCUAUUGUCGUAAAGAUCGGUCGACUGAGGAUUGAUGCUCGCAUCUUUUACUGGACCUAUUGCAGCUUCUUGUACUGGUCCACCAUGUAUCUCAUGCAUCACUACCUCAUCGAUCUGGUCGCAGGCGCAUGUCUCGCAACCGCAUGCUUUUAUACCUUCCUCACCGACGAAAUGCGCGAUGCGAUGGAGAAGAACUACCCUUACCGCAACUCAGACGCAGCACCUCCUUCUGCUGCUCCUCCUAGCAAUCGUCCCGAUCAAGCCUUUGCAUCGACAGGCACAGCAGCACAAGGCUCGAUAGCUCUCGAUACGAUGCGCAGCAAUGGUGGCGCACCUUAUAUCACAGCCCAAGGUGGAGUCAAUGGUGAUGUCGAGUCGCAGAAGAGACCAGAACUUAUCUUCUCAAUCGACCGAGAGGAAGGAGGAGAUAUUGCAGGCUCCACCGUGGAAGAGGAGAGGAGGAAGAAAGAUGCUGCCGCUUUGCUGGCCAGGACCAAGUCUCCUGUACAAAGGGUCAGGACUCCUGCUGGAAACAAGCGGGAUAACGACAAUGCAUGA